Camellia sinensis is the source of this 2643-nucleotide messenger RNA. Its product is annotated as putative WRKY transcription factor 2. Gene Ontology annotation, molecular function: DNA-binding transcription factor activity; sequence-specific DNA binding. The record is from RefSeq and is a predicted model, not a curated record. Gene Ontology annotation, biological process: regulation of DNA-templated transcription. Lineage: Eukaryota; Viridiplantae; Streptophyta; Magnoliopsida; Ericales; Theaceae.
UCAAAUUUGUUCCUAGCCAUUUUAAAGAGAGAAAGAGAGAAAAGAGGAGAGAGAUAUUGACAGGAGGAAGGUGGGAUGGUUUCUCAUUUUCCUUUGAAGAAAGACUCAUCACAGAGAGGGGAAGAAGAAGAAGAAACCCAUUAAACCAUAAUUUUUUUAUCAGAGGGGAAAGUCAUCAUCUCUGCUUUGACUGUGUCCCCCUCUUUUAUAUGUUGUUGUCAGGAAUUCUUCUGUUGCGAGUUUGAGCUGAUUACGACAUACGAGGCUUAGAAUUAUCAUGGGUGGGUUUGAUGACCAUGUUGCUAUUAUGGGAGAUUGGGUGCCUCCUAGUCCGAGCCCAAGAGGUUUUUUCUCUUCCGUAUUGGGUGAUGAAAUCAGCUCAAGGUCAAUUUCUGAAAACCCUUUUGAAAAUAAAAAUGGGGUGCUCUUUCCGGGGCCUGAAGAGCGAAUUAUGUCAGGAAGAAGUGAUGAAAAGGACGGUGCACAAGAUUGUGUAGCCGAUGAUCAAUUGACUAAAUCAAAUUCAUUUUCCGAGCAGAAAAUGAACUCUCGUGGAGGAGGCCUUUUGGAAAGGAUGGCGGCUAGAGCUGGGUUUAAUGCUCCAAGGUUGAAUACAGAAAGCAUCAGACCUGCUGACCUUUCACUAAACCCAGAUGUUCGGUCUCCUUACCUGACAAUCCCACCUGGUCUUAGCCCGACAUCCCUGUUAGAAUCUCCGGUUUUCCUCUCAAAUUCACUGGCUCAGCCGUCUCCAACAACAGGAAAGUUUGCAUUUCCUCCGAGUGGGAAUGGCAGAAACUCCACCCUGGCUACGGAGGCCACCGAUAAAAGUAGAGACAAUUUCUUUGAAGACAUCAAUACCUCAUCCUUUGCCUUUAAACCUGUUGCAGAAUCGAGUCCCUCUCUUUUUCUUGGCACUACAAGCCAAAUGGCUUCAACUUUUCCUCAGACAAACUUUCCUGGCAUUGAGGUUUCUGUUCAGCCAAAAAACUCUCUUCAGUCUCGAUAUGUUGAGCCUGCAAAACUGCAGUCUCAAAAUGGAACCACACUGAAUCGUCAAGACUCUUAUAGAACGUGCAGUGAAAAGGAAGCAGCAGUUGGUGGUGCCAGUGCGGAAAAUUCACCACCAUUUGAUGAGCUGCAAGAUGAGGAAGCACAUCAAAGAGGUGGCGGAGAUACUGUGGUUGGUGGUGCCCCAUCUGAGGAUGGGUAUAAUUGGCGAAAAUAUGGACAAAAACAAGUAAAAGGGAGCGAGUAUCCGCGAAGUUAUUAUAAAUGCACACAUCCCAAUUGUCCAGUCAAGAAGAAGGUGGAACGAUCUCACGAGGGCCACAUUACUGAAAUCAUAUACAAGGGGGCCCACAGUCACCCCAAACCGCCACUCAAUCGCAGAUCAACCAUUGGAUCGUCAAAUCUGCUAACGGAUAUGCAACUUGACAUUGGUGAUCAGACCGGGGCACAGAUUGGUGCAGAUGGUGAACCGGUAUGGUCAACCGUGCAAAAGGGAGUUCCCGACUGGAGGCAUGACAAUCUCGAGGUGACAUCAUCAGCAUCUGUGGGUGCUGAGUACUGCAAUGCACCGAACUCUAUGCAGGGUCAGAAUUGCACGCAUGUUGAAACGGGUGAUGCAGUGGAUGUCUCUUCUACUUUUUCUAAUGAGGAAGAUGAAGAUGACCGAGGGACACAUGGCAGCAUAUCAUUAGGUUGUGAUGGAGAAGGAGAUGAAUCUGAGUCAAAGAGAAGGAAAAUUGAAGCGUAUGCAACAGAAAUGAGUGGGGCCACUAGAGCUAUCAGGGAGCCUAGAGUUGUGGUCCAAACAACCAGUGAGGUGGAUAUCCUUGAUGAUGGGUAUCGUUGGCGCAAGUAUGGGCAGAAAGUUGUGAAAGGAAAUCCAAAUCCAAGGAGUUACUAUAAGUGCACGAGUGCUGGCUGCACAGUAAGGAAGCAUGUGGAGAGGGCGUCGCAUGACCUCAAGUCAGUGAUCACUACCUACGAGGGGAAGCACAACCAUGACGUCCCUGCUGCUCGGAACAGCAGUCACGCCAACUCUGGCACCACUAACAAUGGACCUAACCAAACUGCUGGAACUUCAGCUUCUGCUUCUGUUGCAUCGCAUCUUCACAGGCCCGAGCCAUCUCAGGUUCACAACAGCAUGGCUAGAUAUGAUAGGCCUCCUUCAAUGAGCUCAUUUGGGCUACCUGGAAGGCAACAACUGGGACCGCCCCACGGGUUCACUUUUGGAAUGAACCAACCGGGACUUGCUAAUUUGGCAAUGGCUGGGUUGGGGUCAAACCAGGGUAAGUUGCCCGGUAUGCCAGUUCAUCAGUAUUUUGGACAGCAACGGCCGUUGAGUGAAAUGGGUUUCAUGUUGCCAAAAGGAGAACCGAAGAUGGAGCCUCUGUCGGAACCUCCCUUGAACCUUUCGAAUGGGGCUUCAGUUUAUCAUCAAAUUAUGAAUAGGUUGCCUCUUGGACCACAUAUGUAAAUUUUCUCUUCUUUUUUUGUUUUGUUUUUUGUUUUUUUUGUUUUUCCCUUAAAGAAAAGAAAAAAGUAGAAAGAUACAACUUUUCUAUAUUUGAAAAUGGGUAUUUCAGUGCUCUGAAUUUUGGUCUUGAUUAUUAUUAUUAUUAUUAUUUUUGCAAA